Zingiber officinale is the source of this 2435-nucleotide messenger RNA. RefSeq names its product pentatricopeptide repeat-containing protein At5g16420, mitochondrial-like. Gene Ontology annotation, molecular function: protein binding. The record is from RefSeq and is a predicted model, not a curated record. NCBI's taxonomy places the organism in Eukaryota, Viridiplantae, Streptophyta, Magnoliopsida, Zingiberales, Zingiberaceae. The transcript has a single exon. Bases 48 to 1691 code for a protein of 547 amino acids.
AAUAUCUGUUAAUCGGGUCUGUACACGUCGAAGAAAGCAUAAGCGGAAUGAAUCGCCGUUUCAACAGCGUCGGCGCCGUCGAUUUGGGGCGGCGGUGCUUCUCGACGGUAGUCGACCUGGCGCACCUCUCUUCGCCGGUCGAUUUGGACCACCUCGCCUCCCUCCGGUCGACUUCCGACCUUCUCAAGUCCUACACCGUGACUCCUCCCAUCCGCCAUUGGCCCUCCCCUCUAACGAGCCGCCGACUCACCUGCCUCAUCCGCUCCACCACCGACCCGGAUCUUGCCUUCCGCAUCUUCGACUACGCCAACCGCUUCGUCCCGGGUUUCUCCCCCUCCUACCCGCCCUACCACGCCAUCAUCCUCCGCCUCGCCGCCUCCCGCAAAUUCCACCUCCUUCCGCCGGUCCUCUCAUCUCUCUUUCGUUCCGGACUGCGCCCCUCCGAGGACGCCUUCAUCUUUCUCAUCCGUGCUUACUCCCUCGCCGGCCGCCCUGCUGCAUCCCUGCGCUCCUUUCUCUCCAUCCCCUCCUUCGGCGGCAUCAAACCCUCCGUCCGCUCCUUCAACGCUCUUCUCAAUGCCAUGAUCCAGAACCACCGUCCGGACCUUGUCGCUCACCUCUUUCGCAACUGCCGCACUAAGUUCCGAAUCAUCCCCAACGUCUGCACCUGCAACAUCCUUCUCAAGGCCCUCUGCAAGCUCCGUGAUAUCGGUGGCGCCCUCCAGUUGCUCGAUGAUAUGCCCGGUUUGGGGAUCGUCCCCAAUGUCGUUUCCUAUACGACCAUCCUCGCUUUCUACUGUGCCAGUGGUGAUCUUUCUGCUGCACGUUCGGUCUUCGAUCAGAUCAUUUCCCGCGGUUGGUCCCCGGACGCCACCACUCUCACAAUUAUGAUCGCCGGGUAUUGCAACCAAGAGAAACUGAACGAUGCCGUCAAAUUAAUGGACGAUAUGGAGAUUUGGGGCGUCACCCCGAACGACGUGACAUACUCUGUGGUGAUCGAGGCAUGUUGCAAGAUGAAGAGGUCUGGCGAAGCAUUGAACUUGCUUGACGAUAUGCUCGAAGGGAAGUACGUACCGAGCUCGUCCUUGUGUUGUAAGGUGAUCGAUGCAUUGUGCGAAGAUAAGAAGGCCGAGGAUGCUUUCCGGAUAUGGAGGAAGCUUUUGAGGAAGAAUGUCACUCCAGAUAAUUCCAUCUCAAGCACACUUAUAUAUUGGCUAUGCAAGGAGGGAAAGGUCAGGGAAGCAAGGAAACUGUUUGAUGAGUUUGAGAGAGGAUUCAUCCCAAGUAUGCUAACAUACAACACACUCAUCUCUGGAAUGUGUGAGAACGGGGAGUUGCAGGAGGCAGGUAGGGUGUGGGAUGACAUGGUUGAGAGGAGAUGUUCGCCUAAUGUGUUCACCUACAAUGUCCUAAUGAAGGGCUUUUCUAAAGCAGGGAAACCAAAGGAAGUGGUUAAGAUCUUUGAUGAAAUGGUAGAGAAACGUGUCGUGCCAGAUAAGGCUACAUUCAAAAUCUUGGCUGAUGAGCUUUCCAGUUCUGGAGAUACAGAAGAACUUGAUAAGAUUCUUGAAAGCAUUGUUUCAAAUAGGGGAGUUGAUCAGGAAAGUUGGUUUGUGCUUGUGAGCAAGAUUCUUGGUGAUGAUGAAAACUCUAGAGAUCAUAUUAAUUCAGUAUUGGAGACGAGAGCUUAAACAACAAUCUGGUUUUGCAAGCUAAUUGCGGAAGUCGACAUUGGCCAUAGUUUUCUCAGUCUGCCAGUUGGGAGUAAAGAUAAUCAAUGAAUCAUGGAGGAGCCUGCAGGAUCUUAGCCAUGGGAAUGGAGCAUCUCCUAUGUGUUAACUGCCUCAUAGGAGUUUUCUUUAAAGUGGGCUAUAUUAUCAUAAGAUUAUUAGGAAAUCCAUUGAGGAUUGGAAAGAAAAGAGCAAGAUAAAUUAUCUAUCUCAAGUGGAAGUUUUGUUUCGGUGACAAGUUGAUAGUGGUUUGGAAAUUGAGCCCUACAGAGUUCUUCGAAGAUGAAUAUUUGAAUAGUGAAUGUAGAUUGUGGAGGAUUAAUUUGCUAGUCCUUACCAGAUUUUUCAACAAAAUCAUUCACAGAUAUAAAUUUUUGUCUUGUCACUCCUUCACCAAGAUUGGCAGUCGUAACUCAGGGACAGCCCCUUUUUGAUGAACUGUAGGCUGGAAAAGUUGACCAAUCUUCUGCCAUUGUUGGCCAAUCCAUCAAGUCAGGUGCUUCGUUCUCAUUUUUUUUGCUUUCUUUGAAUUGACUUUGAUGUCUGUAGCCACUAUUAUUAAAGAUUUUUUUUUUUUUUGAAAGGAAAUCAUAUGACACAAUGGGAUUACUGUGCCAAUCUUCACUGUGUGACAAUGCCUUGUUUUAUCAGCAUAAUUUUUUUUCUUCAAAUUUUAUGUUGGAGCUCGUAGAAAUUUUCAAUUUG